Fasciola hepatica (liver fluke) is the source of this 705-nucleotide messenger RNA. The record is from the annotation of a GenBank genome assembly. Lineage: Eukaryota; Metazoa; Platyhelminthes; Trematoda; Plagiorchiida; Fasciolidae.
AUGUUAUCGCGAAACAUUAAAAAUUGUGUGCCUCUGUUGUAUAGCGUUUUAUUUCGCCAUUUAUUGCAAAAGUGGCACAGGAACAAUGGAUUCAAUCAAUAUUUCAAAGAAGGGUAUAUUAAAGAAGAAGGGUGCCCCGUUUACUCGAAGCAACAGCGUCGGUCUCGAAGGCAAGUUCCCACCAAACCCAGAAUGAUUUUGGACGAGAAUGGUGUUUGGCGUCCGGGAGAACAAGACGACAAUGAACAUACCGAAGGAAGACAUCAGUUACAAUGCUCCUUAGCAGAUCGAAUCGCGGGGGAAAGGGUAUCCUAUCGACUGAUACAGCAACGCAGUUUAGAUUUCGGAUUAUACCAUCAACUGCACAAAUGUAGUCUGGACAAAGCCACUGACUCUCAUGAACGUCUGGACUUUACGGGCAAUGAAGAGCAGUGCUCGACCAGUUCGGUAUCGCCACCGACACUCCGCCCACACACGGAUGAUGAGGUCGCCGGGAGACUGAUUGUAUCCCAUAGUCCCAGUGAGGUCGCCGUUUUGCAGAUGAUCCAUUCCAAGGAAGUGACGAAACAGUUCAGCCUACGGGACGUUUUGGGACAUCGAGUUCCCGAGCUGGCAGAGGAAGAAGAUAGUCAGGCCGAUCAAAAUUUACUUCAAGACGACAUUGCACCUACUUCGCUUCUCCCCAAAGCUGACGCUUCAUCCUGA